Eutrema salsugineum is the source of this 734-nucleotide messenger RNA. Its product is annotated as transmembrane protein 50A. The record is from RefSeq and is a predicted model, not a curated record. Bases 96 to 503 code for a protein of 135 amino acids. The transcript is spliced from 4 exons. Lineage: Eukaryota; Viridiplantae; Streptophyta; Magnoliopsida; Brassicales; Brassicaceae. Gene Ontology annotation, biological process: late endosome to vacuole transport via multivesicular body sorting pathway; protein targeting to vacuole.
AAUCAAUCACACAACAAUAAUAAUCAACAACAAGUUUAUUCUCAAAAUUUUCACUGUAUCGGAGGUAGAUCCAAUUUGAGAACGAUCAUCGAGCGAUGGAUUUGGUUGAAUUGUGGGCGAUUUUCGGGCCUGGUUUCUCCGGCGCCAUUUUCGGAACCGGCUGGUGGUUCUGGGUCGACGCCGUCGUGUGCAGCUCCAUCCAAGUUCCCUUCCUCCACUACCUUCCCGGCAUAUUCGCAUCUCUCGGAGCUUUGAUGUUCAAUUGCGUCAGAAAAGAAGACAUCGAUUACUCUCCUUAUGACGAAGGCGAAUGGAGAUUGAAACUAUGGCUUUUCAUAGCGUAUGUGGUAGCGUUUGUUUCGCUAGCUGCUUCUGUUGGUUUGCUGAUUCAAGAUUCGGUCGCGAAGACUGGGCCUUCUACCUGGACUGGUGUGGCUGGUGUCUUUCAAUGUGUAUUUGUAUUGAUAAGUGGGCUAAUGUAUUGGACAUCGCACUCAGAGUAAGUAGACGCACAGGGACAUACUUCAUAUUCGACUCAGAUACAUGUUAUGACAACUUAAAAGUGCUUCUCUUUACUUUCACUCUGUAAAUUCUUGCGUCUUGUCUGGUCCAGCUUGGUGUUGUGUGCUAGAUUCAUCCGUUGCAUUGGUGUGUAUUUGCGUUGAAUUGAACUUUGUCGUUCUAAGCUUGGGUUAUGUCGUAAAUUCAUAUUCAGAAGAUGGAAAGAGAAAAUU